GAGAGUGCUGGCUGUACCAUUAGUAGAGACUGAGCCUGUAGAGAGUGCUGGCUGUACCAUUAGUAGAGACUGAGCCUGUAGAGAGUGCUGGCUGUACCAUUAGUAGAGACUGAGCCUGUAGAGAGUGCUAGCUGUACCAUUAGUAGAGACUGAGCCUGUAGAGAGUGCUGGCUGUACCAUUAGUAGAGACUGAGCCUGUAGAGAGUGCUGGCUGUACCAUUAGUAGAGACUGAGCCUGUAGAGAGUGCUAGCUGUACCAUUAGUAGAGACUGAGCCUGUAGAGAGUGCUGGCUGUACCAUUAGUAGAGACUGAGCCUGUAGAGAGUGCUGGCUGUACCAUUAGUAGAGACUGAGCCUGUAGAGAGUGCUGGCUGUACCAUUAGUAGAGACUGAGCCUGUAGAGAGUGCUGGCUGUACCUUUUUUUAUGGAUCCUUUAGGCACAAAUCACAAAGAUGAGAAGGACACUGCUUUCAUUACAGUAGAGGAGGAGGAAGAUGAAGAUGAGAAAGAUGAUAGCGAGACAACAGUGAUAGACUGUGAGGAGGAAUCAGAUGACAAUGAAGAAGCAGAAAACACUAACUCCCGCUGUAGCACCGAAGCGACUGACGAAGACAUUAUCGAGGAGCUGGACACCAAGGAUACAGGAGAUGCCCAGCUGGAUAAUACCCACGUCCCCUGGAUACGACUGGACAGAGAGGUCUACUUCUAUGCUGGGCACAAAAUCAACAUCGUCGAGGCAAUGGACUCCCAUGGCGGAGUGAUAUGGCCAGCAGCGUUGGCUCUAUGUAACUACCUGGAGACCAAUACUGAUGUGAUAGAUCUGAAAGGAAAGCAGGUUUUGGAACUGGGAUCAGGGACAGGAUUAGUGUCUAUCGUCGCCAGUCUACUGGGUGCCCAGGUGACGGCCACCGACCUCCCAGACGUCCUUAGUAAUCUGAGAUACAACUUGCUCCGAAACACCAGAGGGCGCUCUAAAUAUACACCUGAGGUGACAGCUCUGUCCUGGGGUCCUGAGGUGGAACGCACUUACCCACGAUCCGUGUAUCGCUAUGACUACGUGCUGGCGGCUGACGUGGUGUAUCACCACGACUUAGAGGAGCUGUUGGUUACCAUGAAAUACUUCUGUCGUCCAGGAAACACUAUGAUCUGGGCCAACAAGAUCCGCCUCAAGACAAACCUGGUAUUCACUGAGGACUUCAAGAACACAUUCAACACCACCCUGCUGGCUGAGAUGGGAGAGGUUAAGAUCUACAAGGCCACAUGUAAAAGGUAGGAAUUGUGGAAAGAAGGAUGAGGAACUACUGUCGACAUCCUGCCGACUGUAACCAAGACUUCCGAGUCUUUUCUUCUUCCUCUGAGAAAUGCUUGAAGACAGAAGGCGGCCAUCUUGGCUAAUGAUAAUGGACGUUGAUGGACUACUGAUGUUGUUGUUGAUGUACUUUCUAAUGAUCUACUAUAUAUAGUGCUUUAUUGUUUACUUUGUUUUUACACACGUACUUAGAUAGUUGAUAUUAAUAUUAAAAUGUAUGCACUU
This is a messenger RNA of Oncorhynchus nerka (sockeye salmon), 1535 nucleotides long. RefSeq names its product protein-lysine methyltransferase METTL21C-like. Gene Ontology annotation, molecular function: protein-lysine N-methyltransferase activity. NCBI's taxonomy places the organism in Eukaryota, Metazoa, Chordata, Actinopteri, Salmoniformes, Salmonidae. Gene Ontology annotation, cellular component: cytosol; cytoplasm. Gene Ontology annotation, biological process: peptidyl-lysine methylation. Bases 426 to 1274 code for a protein of 282 amino acids. The record is from RefSeq and is a predicted model, not a curated record. The transcript has 4 exons.